GCCGUGUGGAUUUACUACCAGAAACCAGCCUUUCUGUCUGCUGAGCACAGCAGAUUAAAGACACAUCAGGAAUCUAUAAACCCUCGCUCACCGCAUUUACUGUGUGGGUCUGAAUUGAAGGACCCCCAGGGUUAUUUUUUCAGCCUUUAUUUUCAUUUUUGAACUCUGUGAAGAAGACACAAAGAGGAUGGGUGCUCAGUUGACUAAAGGUGAAGCCACAGUGGAAGGAAAAGCCGUGGCUGAUAAAGCCAAUGGUCAGGAAAAUGGCCAUGUGAAAACUAACGGAGAUGUAUCCACCAAGCCAGAUGGAGAAGCAGUGGCAGCGGACGGAAAUGGAACCGCGGAGGUCGCCAAGGAUGAAGCCCCAAAAACGGAGGAGGGAGACGGCAUUGAAGCCGCGCCCGCUACAGAGGCUGAAGCCAGCAAAUCUGACGGCGAGGCUGCAAAGGAAACCAAAAAGAAGAAGAAAUUCUCACUGAAGAACUCUUUCAAAUUCAAAGGCAUUUCCCUAAAGAAGAAUAAAAAGGCAAGUGAGGAGGCAGCGGAGGCUGUGGCCACGCCCACCACCGCUGAAGAUAAACCCGAGGAGAACGGCCAGGCCGCUACAGAAACCAAAGAGGAGGAGCCAGCGGCGGAAACCAAUGAGACGCCAGCUCCUGAGGCGGAGGCGGAGCCCAAAGUAGAAGAGGCGGAGCCCAAAGCUGAAGAGCCUGCCCAGCAAACAGAAACCGCACCCACAGAGGAGACUACAAAAUCCGAGGAAAGCCCCGCCCCCGUUGAAGAGACCACGCCCACUGAAUCUUCGGACCCGGAGCCGGCUGCAGAGUGAUCUCAUAUCGCUGUGGCAACCUAGACUUUUAUCUUUAUCCUUUUUUUUAUUUUUUGAGAUUGAAAUAUAUAAAUAUAUAUAUAAAUAUAUAUAAAUAUAUGAGACUUGAGCCACAAUCUUAAAGUUACAGCAUUACUACAAAGUACAUUUACCACCCUUGCUGAUAACGUUCACUGGUUCGCGGUUUCGUCCGGUCUGGUGUCAGUGUGGUGCCAAACGUGGAGAGCUUUUUUUUUGUUGUUGGGAAUCGGGCCGGAAGUGCUCUGUGUUUGGAUUGGAACGACUGAAGGAAUUUCCGGCUCAGAGGAAAAAAAAGAGAGCAGCGGAUGGAAGAGCGUGGCUCCCUGUUCACAGUCUUUUCAGUCAUUUUUCUCUUUCAAACUUCAUCUGAUCCUUGAUUUUUUCAGGGCUGAUGAGGGAAAUGACAAAUUGUCCUCUUAGGAGAUGGUUUAAGGACAAUGUAAAACUACAAACAAACAAACAAAAAAGAAAGAAAAUACAAAAAAAAAAAAAACUUUUUUAAAGUGUUUAAAUAGCUCUACAUUCCAAUUUUAGCCCUGAAAGCCGUAGGGGUUUGAGAAGAUCUGGGCGAGUGAAUAUAGGUUUUAGUCUUAUAGUCUGUUUUUAAUGAUGUUUUACAGUUUUAAUCAGAUCCAGCUACACAUUUCAAAGUUUACGACAAAGGGGAAUUAAACCACUGCUUUUAUCAAAUAUAUAUUUUUGUUCUGUUAAGUCUCUGUACAUACAGUUUUUUUUCUGACUCUUUAUUUUGCUAACAUUUCCAGGUGUUAAUAAGAUGUUGUACGAUUAGGCCAAAUAAAUGUUUGACCCCCCUUG
Messenger RNA from Danio rerio (zebrafish), 1666 nucleotides. It is a transcript of the gene marcksl1a, whose product is annotated as MARCKS-like 1a. Gene Ontology annotation, molecular function: calmodulin binding. NCBI's taxonomy places the organism in Eukaryota, Metazoa, Chordata, Actinopteri, Cypriniformes, Danionidae. Gene Ontology annotation, cellular component: cytoskeleton; plasma membrane. The record is from RefSeq and is marked provisional.